Messenger RNA from Monoraphidium neglectum, 753 nucleotides. RefSeq names its product 30S ribosomal protein 1. Gene Ontology annotation, cellular component: cytosolic small ribosomal subunit. The record is from RefSeq and is a predicted model, not a curated record. Gene Ontology annotation, molecular function: ribosomal small subunit binding. The transcript has 9 exons. NCBI's taxonomy places the organism in Eukaryota, Viridiplantae, Chlorophyta, Chlorophyceae, Sphaeropleales, Selenastraceae. Bases 1 to 753 code for a protein of 250 amino acids. Gene Ontology annotation, biological process: negative regulation of translational elongation; primary metabolic process.
AUGGCGCAGCGCGUGCUGCUGCGGCCGGCCAUGCGCAGCAGGGCUACUGCCAGCAUCAGCGCAGCCGCCCAGGCCACCACCCCGGUCAAGAUCAUCCUGCAGGGGCGCCGCCUGGAGGUGACCCCUGCCAUCAGGCAGUAUGUUGAGGAGAAGAUCACGCGCGCAGUGCACCACUACUCAGGGGGCAUCAAGCACAUCGACGUGACGCUCUCCGCGCGCGGCGGCGACACCGGCACGCACGGCGCCAGGCAGCAGAAGGUGGACGUGACGAUCCACACCGUGCGCAGCGGCGUGGUGCGGGUCGAGGAUGCGGAGGCAUCCCUGUACGCCUCCAUUGACACUGUGGCCGACAAGGUGACGCGCAAGCUGAAGAAGAUGAAGGAUCUGGCCAUCCACAAGGGCACCUGGCCGGGGCGCGCUGGGCCCAGGGACAACAGCGAGGAGCAGGAAUACAAGGAGUGGCUUGAAAGCGUGGCUGUUGAGACCAUGACGGCCUCCUUUGACGAGGAGCAGACGCGCGCCGCAGAGCUGGUGCACCUCUCACGCGGCGCCGCCUCAGGCAUCCCCGACAGCGUGCUGCGCAGCAAGGUCCUGCGUGUUGACGCCAUGCCGGUGGACGACGCCAUCGAUGCGAUGGAGGCUGUGGGCCACGCCUUCUUCCUGUUCCGCGAUGCCAAGUCUGGUGACGUGAACGUGGUGUACAAGCGGGCGGCUGGGGGUUACGGCGUGCUGGUCCCGGAGCCCGAGGCGUGA